Messenger RNA from Rhineura floridana, 695 nucleotides. Its product is annotated as neuromedin-B-like. The record is from RefSeq and is a predicted model, not a curated record. Gene Ontology annotation, biological process: neuropeptide signaling pathway; positive regulation of hormone secretion. Gene Ontology annotation, cellular component: neuron projection. Gene Ontology annotation, molecular function: neuromedin B receptor binding; neuropeptide hormone activity. The transcript is spliced from 3 exons. Bases 92 to 493 code for a protein of 133 amino acids. NCBI's taxonomy places the organism in Eukaryota, Metazoa, Chordata, Lepidosauria, Squamata, Rhineuridae.
GAAGAGACGAGCGGAGCCACCUAGUGGUCAGAGGAGACAAGGCAGGGCGUCCGUCCGUCUUUCAGUCCGUCGAGGUCCCCCGCCGCCCGGAAUGAGAGCCAUGGGCGCUGCAGGGCUCUCCGGCAGGAUCCUACCAGUGGGGGGCUUGGCUUAUCUGCUCCUCUUCGCCACCCUUUCCGUUUCGCCCUCGCUCGAAGGACCCAUCCGGCUCCGGGAAAAUCUCUGGGCUACAGGGCACUUUAUGGGGAAGAAGAGUACCUUGAGCUCUUCUCAUGUACAGUCAACAUCCCUGGAAAAAGCAGAUCCCAACAACACCCCCAAGGCUUUCAGUCCAGUGCUGACCGGUGUCUUGGAGGACAUGAAAGACCUGCUGACGAGAGAAUUUCUUAAAAUCCUCCUGCAAGAGAGGCUAUUGGAGGAGAACAGAGGGAAGCAUGAUCUCAAGGACCAGGAACCACCUUCAUUCAUAAAGUUCCUGGGAAAAUACAUUUAAGGAGAAUGAACUGAGGAAAACGCCAUGGACUAUUGGGAAAGAGGGAGCUGCUUAAAGGGCUGUGAAAGCAUCAAGAAUGCCAUAAUCAUGGUGUAAAGUAUCAGAUUUAUAACUGUAACCCUAAUAUUGACCCCCUCUCUGAAGAACCAAGUAUUGACUGUAUAGAAAAUUCCUGCCAAUUCCCUGUACUACGGCAGCUGAU